AUGGAGGCAAUCGAUUCCCAGCAAGGUUCUUUUGAGCCUCAAUCGAUGAUGCAAGCCCUGGCUGCAGUGAUGGACAAACUAGAAAGGCGGUAUCGAUGGUGCUCGCUCCCAGAUCUGUUUCUCGACUACUUGAACCGUCGGUACGGGGACCCGAACGCAAAGGCACGAGCACUGGAUCGACUUCGAUCGUUGAAGCAGAAGCCUGAUGAGAGUUUCGCCAGUUUCUUCCCAAAGUUCGAGAAAGAGCUUGCCGAUAGUGGCGGUGGCGAGUGGGCCGACGUGGUGCAAAUCAAUUACUUGGAAGGAGCAAUUAAUAAUAGGCUCAAGUCGAGUCUCGUCAGUGCCGUCAGUCUCCCGAAGGAUUUCAACAGCUACGCCGAGCUACUCUUGACGAUUGGCUCGCGCCUAGAUAGCCUCAAUUUCCACCAACGACAACAAGGCCGCGAGCAGAGGUCAAGAAAGGAGUAUGGUCGUUUAUCCGAACCGCUCGAGUCCCGACAAAAGCCCCCGUCACCCGGAUCGCCAACCACGUCGUCCCCCCCGUCCGAUGAUCAGAUGGAUUGGGAACCCGUGAAAGCAAAUCGGUUGAUAAACGGCAGGAGGGCCCCGGAGGAAAAGCAAUUUGUUCCGUUGGAGGAGCGCAAAUGUUACGAGUGCGGGAAGCUUGGCCAUCUUGCGGCCAAGUGUCCCGGGAAGAUCGGCGGCAGCAGAGUCAAGGUCCGUGUCGAAGAGAAGACAAGAAGCUCGAGCAAAGCACCAAGAGCCCGCGGAGAGUUCUAG
Molecule: messenger RNA, 780 nt
Organism: Hirsutella rhossiliensis
Lineage: Eukaryota; Fungi; Ascomycota; Sordariomycetes; Hypocreales; Ophiocordycipitaceae
Exons: 2
Coding region: 1-780 (259 amino acids)
Molecular function (GO): zinc ion binding; nucleic acid binding
Source: RefSeq, a predicted model, not a curated record